UCGCGCGCCCGCUCCCUAUAUAACCAACGCAGACACGACCACGAGACGCCUCCGAUCCACCUUAGCUUCCCGGCGAGAGCCACCACCGUCUCACUACCCAGCCAGUACUACCUCUCACAGUCACAGCUGAAGCAAGGAGAUCGCACCGAUCGAGGCAGGGGAGGGCAGCUGCGGCGGCAGACCGGCCGGUCCGAGCGACAUGCACAGAGCCUCACCGUGGAACUCCUCUUCUUCCACCUGGUCGUCGUCGUCGUCGUCUUCCGCCCCGCGCAGCAGCAAGCGCGCCCGCCUCGCCGCCGCCAGCGCCAGCAGGCUGCUGCCCUGGCCCUCGCGGCGCGGACCGGCCAGCCAUGGCGUCGCCCUUUCCGCCCGGCUCUUCUUCCUCUUCCGCUUCGUCGCCCCUCUCUUACCUGAUCCCUAGGCAGCCGCCGCCUUCCUCCGUCGUGGCGCAGGGCUUCUCGUGCGGCGCUCUGGUGCAGCAGGCCGGAGGAUUAUACGGUGCCGACGGCGUCGGGGCGCUGGAGGUGAGGCAGGGGGGCAGGCACGCGGGCCACCCGCCGCUGCCGCGCCCGCCGCCGCGGCAGUGCCCGCGCUGCAGGUCGGCCAACACCAAGUUCUGCUACUACAACAACUACAGCCGCAAGCAGCCGCGCUACUUCUGCCGGGCGUGCCGCCGGCACUGGACCGAGGGCGGCACGCUCCGCGACGUGCCCGUCGGUGGCGGCCGCAAGAACAGGCGCAACGGCGGGGGCAAGGGCGGCGCUAAGGCUCCCUCCACCGUCGUCACCACGGAGGUGUCUGCUGCGGCGGCGACGGCGGCUACGCAGGGCAGCGGUGCAGGCGGACCGGCCGGCGCCGUCGACGCGUUCAUCCCGGCCGACAUCCUGAGGCAGAUGCUGUCCCAGUCGGCAAGCUUCACGGCCGUCGGCGGGGGCGGCGGCUACGGCAUCGACCUGAGCGCGUGGCAGCAAAUGAGCGGUGCCGCACCAGCACCGCAGGGCGCCAGCGAUGUUGGCGCGGCCGGAGGCACGGCUCCGGCGGCAGAUGCCAACUGCGGCACAGGCGCGCAGUACUGGAGCGGAUGGCAGCUGCAGGAUGACAUGCCCGGUUUCGACGGGACUUUCUAAGCAGUACGACGUGAGCUUCGGGGUGGGGAGGUUCCAUCGUUCGUCUAGCUGCGCGUGCCCACGAUGUUCCGGACGAAAAAAAUGACAAUCUGUGCACUUUGGCUUCCGAUCUGCCACUAUAUAAGUAUGCUUGUAUAACAGUGUGAGUAUUCCUCUCGUACGUGCUUAAUAUAGUAAAAUAGUAUACUA
Molecule: messenger RNA, 1316 nt
Organism: Triticum urartu
Lineage: Eukaryota; Viridiplantae; Streptophyta; Magnoliopsida; Poales; Poaceae
Biological process (GO): regulation of DNA-templated transcription
Molecular function (GO): DNA-binding transcription factor activity; DNA binding
Source: RefSeq, a predicted model, not a curated record